Molecule: messenger RNA, 2288 nt
Organism: Aureobasidium pullulans EXF-150
Lineage: Eukaryota; Fungi; Ascomycota; Dothideomycetes; Dothideales; Saccotheciaceae
Exons: 5
Coding region: 214-1812 (532 amino acids)
Biological process (GO): regulation of transcription by RNA polymerase II
Molecular function (GO): DNA-binding transcription factor activity, RNA polymerase II-specific; RNA polymerase II cis-regulatory region sequence-specific DNA binding
Source: RefSeq, a predicted model, not a curated record
CGUCGAUUGUGAAUCAACUCACUUCACUGCCAGAAUAUCGACUUUCCGAAAUUUGCCUCUUGACUGAAGUCGAAGUUUUUGGCUUGUCAGUUUGUGAGAUUUGAAAGCCGGGAGAAGGAACAUCGCCCAAGACCGGUCGCACCUGCCUGCAGCCAAAAAUACGUCAUCCGUGUCUGCUACUUCCAUCUCUAACUUCUCGUCACAACAUUCAUCAUGUCUUCCCCAAGUGGCACGAAGACCAAGGACGUGUUGAAACAAGAAGAUACCUCAAGCCAAGACAAGGCUCCAUCUCCUUCGCGUCAAGACACUCAGCAGAACAUACCUGCCAUUGACAUCAAACCCUCUGGUGACAACGCAAAAGAGAACACGUCCUCGACCAAUGCGCCGCUUGCACCUCCACCUGUUCCGAAUAAGGCCAACGGAGACAACGAUUAUUUCAGCGGAGCACAUAGCGCUGCCCACCUAACCAAGGAACCCAAUCCCUUCGAAAGUGCCUUUGGAGGGUCGACCGAUACCCCCGGCAAGCCUCAACUUCCAGGUGUUAACAGUUUGACAUCGCCAGCCCCUCUGCUCCCUGGAACUACCCCAGCCUGGCCUGGCUCUCUUCGUUCAGGUCCUCUUAGCCCGGCAAUGCUGACCGGCCCUGCAGGGUCGUCCAACGACUACUUCAGCAACGACCACCACUUUGGUGGCAGUUUCCCUACUCCCAACGAGUCCUCUCUUAGGACUGGUCUGACUCCUGGCGGUGGAGGGUCUAUGUUCCCUCAGCCUAGCCCCAACUCUCAAGCAAUCUUCAACGCUAUCCAAAGCGGUGGCGCCACUCCUGGCACCCUCGACUUCCACAGAACCGCUAUGCAAGCCCGCGCAAGCCAGGGCGGAGUCAACGGACAAUUUGCCAUGCCUCAACCACCUACAUCUGCUGCCGCUGAUCCGAACAUUCAGCCCAAUCUCGAUAGCAAGGGCUUCGGUCAGCAGCAACAGAACGAUACAUUUGAGCAACACGAUGCCAAUGACGCAGCUAACGGCCUGUUUAUGCUCGCGCAAGCUAGAGGCGGCAACCGUAACCAGCCUCAGCAAUACCCACCACCCCAGUCGCAGCCCCAAAUGAACUACAUGGGCAACCCUCCACACCUUCCUGGCGGCCUCGGCCAACAAGGCCACGAUGGUCCCGCCAACAUGGCCGCCCGUGCCAACAAGAACUCUAUCGGUAGUAACUUGUCAGGGUCAACACAGAAUGAGCACGGCAACUUCUCCGAUAGUGACGGUGAAGACGUCAAGCCCAGCAGAGGCAAGGGAAAGAAGAACGGCAACAACAAGAACUCGAACAAUGGAAGACGCAAGGCCGAGGACCAGCCCAAGGGCUCCAACAAGCGCCAGAAGACCAGCAUGCCCUCAAUGGAUGAGGAUGAGUCCGACAUGGACGAUAUGGAUAUGGAGAGAGGACCGGACAACAAGAAGAUGACCGAUGAAGAAAAGCGUAAGAAUUUCCUCGAGAGAAACAGAAUUGCUGCGCUCAAGUGUCGUCAACGCAAGAAGCAAUGGCUGGCCAACCUUCAACAGAAGGUUGAGAUCUUCUCGACAGAGAACGACGCACUUGCCGCUACUGUCACUCAACUUCGUGAGGAGAUAGUAGGUCUCAAGACUCUUCUCCUCGCCCACAAAGAAUGCCCUGUCUCACAGGCACAGGGCAUUAGCGGCAUGGCAAUGCAGAACAUUGCUGGCGACCCCCACCAGUUCGCCAACCCCUACGGCAUGCAAAUGUCUCACAUGCAGCAAGGCGUGCCGUCGCAAGCCAACAUGCAGAGAAGGUAAAACUCUCUUUCUUCUUAGACGGCCGCAAAUCAGUGUUAUAGGGGCGUUUAAAAGGCACGACUGCAAGGCAAGACACAGCGCCGGCAGCAUGUAUUUGCUCAGGCAGAAAGUGGGCUCAAGGCGCAAGGCUCUUCUUGGGAGUGCUGGCGCACUUACAUUCCCUUUUACAAGCUAGCUAAUGGCUCCUUCUUCAACUUGUACAUCUUUCAUUGGAGGAGCGAUCUUGCUGCACAAACGGAUUGGCACACUGCGGGUAGGCAGGAGUAGUAUGGGUAGGGCUUUGCUUUUAGUCUUUUAAUCACUGGUUUUUAUCAUACACGAAUAGUACUGUAUUACCGCAAGACUCGUUCAAACAACUAUGUGAUCUCUCCCCUUGAAAGCGUUGUGUAUCUGGGCAAAGGCACAAUAUCUUUGAAACCGGAGUCAUGUAAAGCGAGAGGCUUCAAAUCAAAGACUCUCUACGGGAAACCAGCCAA